CUACUUAUCCUCUCCGACCCUCUUUUCGCCUGCUCACCCACUUUCCUGCGCCUCAUCCUCACGGCCUCCCGAGCUUUUGGUGAAGAUUUCCUAUCUGGCGAGGGACAGCUGUCAAUAUUCCUCACAAGCUGGCCAUUAACCUCCCAAAGGUACUCCACAGUGUCCUCAGCCUCCACCAGCUGCUCUCUCACAGUCUCCAAAUCCGCAUUCUUCGACUUCCGCCACUUUUUUCCCGUUUCUUCCAAUUUUGCCCUCAGAAUAUCCACAGUUGUCCGGAGAUUCUCUAGCCGGACCUCGUCCGACGACAGCCUCUCCAGAAUCCUCUUCUCGUUGUCCGUGCUCUUUCUUGGGAAUUCCAGCCUGUCAAACUCUCUGUUAUUACUAUUAUAUUUUGGGCUGUCGAGAUUGUCCAAAAUUAUAUCCUUUUCUGUCAUGAGAGAAUCACAGAUUGUGAGCUCAAGCAUUUUAUCAUCUGCUCGGCUGCUGGAGGUCCAGUCGAGGGGAAUGUCUUUGAUAGUGGGUUUUGUUGUCUUGGCCUUGUGGGCCUUGUGCAUAUUGGGCCGGUUUCGGGCCAGGCAGCGGACGGGCCUGGAAGGGGGAGUCACGGUCUCAUCUGUGGAGGAUUGUUUUUCCCGGCUUUUACGUGAGCUCAACCUUCUACGAAGCAUGGGCUUGUUUGUUUGCUCGAUUAGCUUCGAGAUUGUUUUGAUUUUAGUUUUGAAGGAUGGCGAGAGAAUCGUCCUCUGGAGGUGUUUCGGAGGUGCUUUUAUUACAGGGGCAUGCAUUGUUCUCGAGCAAUGUGACAUCAUUUCUCAGAGCAGCAACAGCUGGAGCAUAUGCAUGCAGCUGAGAUUUCAACUCGGUAAUCUCGAUACGGUGCACAAGAGCUUGUUCAUUGUCAAUCUCGCGCUCGCAAGUUGGGGUGGUCUCAAGGACUCUAAAAAUCUCAUUCAACCUGCUGCUCAAGACUCUCACUUUCGAGCUCUGAGAUUACUUUCUCGGCCAAUUUCGAUGCCUCAACGUCCUGGCCAAUUUGGUCUCACUUUGUAUCUUGGAGCUCGUCCAUUCUUGCUUUUCGAAGUUCAUGGAAGCCUUCAGUUCCUCAACCUGACAGUGGAAGGCCUUUCUCAGCAACAAGCGCGGCCUUUUCUCCCUCUAAUAACUGACAAGAUUCUUGCAAUGCUUUUGUCACCUGCUGUGAGCUUUCCAGUUCAGUUUUCAUAUCCA
Messenger RNA from Striga asiatica, 1227 nucleotides. The record is from the annotation of a GenBank genome assembly. Lineage: Eukaryota; Viridiplantae; Streptophyta; Magnoliopsida; Lamiales; Orobanchaceae.